GGACACGAUCGCUCUUUUUCCCCCAGCGCUGCCCGCAUCUUCGAAGACGCCAUGGCGACAGCCGCGAUGACGCCGUCAGCAUCGGCCUCGUCAUCUUCAGCGUCGUCAUUGCCACGAACGACGACGAGGCUCAAAGUUCUCUCCCUCAACGUAUGGGGCCUCGCAUUCUUCUCCAAGAAGCGAGACGUCCGUAUCCCUGCCAUCGCUCAGCAGCUCGCCGCAUCAGACUACGACAUUGUUGCGCUGCAGGAGAUGUGGUGCGAGAGCACCGACUGGAGAGACUUGCGGACCCGAUGUUCCGGCCGCUUUCCCUACAGCAAAUUCUUCUAUGGCGGCGCCUUCGGGUCAGGCCUCGCCUUCCUCUCGAGACAGCCCAUCGUAGCGACGCAGACACACCCGUAUAGCCUCAAUGGGCACCCGAUCUUUGUGCACCAUGGCGACUGGAUCGCCGCAAAGGCGGCUGGUUGCGUCACCCUCUCUGUCGAGGGUUUAGGGCUCGUCGAUGUCUGGAACACGCACACGGUCGCAGCGGGGGGCGAAGAUGGCCCAGAGAGCAGGAGAGCCCACCGAGUGUCUCAGGCUUAUGAGCUCGCCUCGUUUGCCAGGCUGAGUGCCGAGAGAGGCCACCAUGUCAUCUGCUGCGGCGACUUCAACAGCACUCCACCAUCCCUCUCCAUUGCUGUACUCCAGGACGUUGCUGGCCUGACUGAUGCCUACAGCGCCGCCAACCCGGAGCGUUCGGCCCAUGCGACGUCGCUUCCCAACCAGCGCAGCUUGAGGCGGCCCGAUCCCCGUCGGUGUAUCCACGAGCUAGGGGUGACAUGCGACUCGCCCAUCAACACCUGGACCGCCGGCAAGAAGCUCGACGAGCGGGCACUCAAGGGUGCAGGCAAGCGUCUCGACUACAUCUUCUUCCGUGGGCCUGCCAAGGGCACAGCAGCCACGGGCCCAGAGUCAAAAGUCAAGCUGCAGUGUACCCAGGCUAGAGUCUGUUUCACCGAGCUCGUCCCUGGACAUGAGGUCUCGUACAGCGAUCACUUUGGUCUCGAGGCCUCGUUUGAUAUCGUCCAGGAUCAGGCGCAAGAGUCUCAAGACGCUUUCACACUCUCGCCCAAGAUGGCUCAGACGCUCACGGCUUCGCUCUCUGCUUUUUCCUCUGGUCUCGUCAUCGCCCGUCGUUCGCAGCACGUUCAUUUUCUGGGCUUUGUCGCCGCUGUCGCGCUCGCUAUUUUCUUUGUUGGCUUCUCCGCCAGCAAGACCCUCGGUCGUGGUGGGCUCGCAGCCGUGUGGACAUUCUUGGCCAUCGCCUGCGGCUGGGCAGGCACAACGCUGCUUUACAGUGCCGUGGUGUGGGGCGAAUGGGAGAAACGCACCUACCGAACGUUCCUGGAAGCUAUGGAGCUCGAACUGAACAUCUAUCGUCGUCAAGAGGAGGAGUGGUCGGCCAGCAGGCAAUCGCCCAGCACGAGAAAGGCUGAGCUGGCCGCGUCAGCAUCCUCGGCCAACGGCAGCACCGCGUCUGCCCACGAGGCUGGCCCAGCCUCGUCUAAAGAAGAGAGCCUCGUCAGCAUCGACCCCGAAGACGGCGGGGCUGGGAGCACAUCGAACGGAGCCUCUUCGGAAACCAAUCUCAUUUGAGAGAAUGUCAUCUGAUAGUCGGUCGACGUGUCAUGCUUGUCUUCUGCUUUCAUUUUCUUCCAUCAUUAAUUUACAGUGACGUAGUGAUCGGU
Acaromyces ingoldii is the source of this 1730-nucleotide messenger RNA. RefSeq names its product DNase I-like protein. The record is from RefSeq and is a predicted model, not a curated record. NCBI's taxonomy places the organism in Eukaryota, Fungi, Basidiomycota, Exobasidiomycetes, Exobasidiales, Cryptobasidiaceae. Bases 52 to 1638 code for a protein of 528 amino acids. Gene Ontology annotation, molecular function: sphingomyelin phosphodiesterase activity. Gene Ontology annotation, cellular component: cytoplasm. The transcript is spliced from 3 exons.